AUGGCUGGGCCUCGUCAAAGUCUCGGAACCCAAGAAGACCCUUUCGUCUUUGAUGAUGACAGCGACGACAAGCAACCACAACACUCGUCGCAGCACCAACAGCUCAGAACACCGCGGCGCAGCCGCGUACGGGCGCAAGGUCUGGUACGCCAGCCUGAUUCCGACCCGGACGAGAGUGACCUCAACGCACAACUCAAUAAGCUGCGCGAACGCGAGAAGCGCGGUGCCGCUGGCCCAAGUGCAUUAGCCCAACCUCCAGUUAUCGCGACGCCCAGUUCGUCCCAGCGCAUGAAUGGCUCGUCCGUGUCCAACCGCGAGAACGGUUCGAAUUAUAAGGGCAAAGGCAAGCGGGGCGAAGUUACAUCGCCUGUCGCGACACAGCGACCUCUGCGCGACUACUUCUCCGACAAUGCCGAGGCAGGACCGUCUCGUCAGAUUGUUGUCAUUGACUCGGAUGAUGAGACCAAGACGACCAAGCGGAAGGCCAACCUUCCUCCCUCCCAGCGGAAGAAGAAGCGCCGCACGGACGGCUUCCAUGAGGGCACGCACCUGGGGUCAUGGGGUAACUUCGAGAAGCUUGUUGUCGAAGGCCGGCCCGAAGGCCAGCGGCCAAAGGCCAACAAGGCGCCGAGCUCGCUGGGCCCCAAGCUCGGCGAGUGGGGUAACUUUGAGCCUUUAAACGUCCUGGGCCAGCCUCCGUCGCAGGCUCAGAUCACGCCACACCGCGUCCGCCUGCGUGAAAGAUCUCCCUCACGCACCGUAAAGCAUCAUGGUAUGAUGGCACGCAAGUCGACCGGAGGCAAGGCGCCCCGCGGCACACUGGGAGGAGCCAAGGCACCGACCGCCACGCCUGUCGCUGAAGGAGACGCACCCGGGCCUCCGCUACCACGCGCAUCCGCUACGCCGCUGUUCACGUUCCCACCGCCGGAGGCAGAGUUGCCUGCGCCAGUGAAGAAACGCAUGGGUCCAUUGUGGGCGACCGACAACGCGUCGCCUGAGCAGCCACCGCCACGUCCUCUUUCGCGCUCGUCCUCGCGCCCGUCUUCACGUCCUGUCUCACGCCCCGCCUCCCAGCCACUUGCCACGCCCGAGGCCAGCCCCUCGAUGUCCCAGCCCCUAGCCUCUGCACCCGAACCCAAGUCUGCCUCGUCUCCUCCUCAGCCGGCAUUAUCCACGGUGGUGACCAGGACGUCUCCGUUUCCUUCCCUAUCCGGCGCGGCCGUGAGUCCCUCGGCCGAGGCGAUGGUGCUCGAUGAUGCGCCGCGUGACAGCGUUGGCAUGGCCGACAUCGACGACGACGAGGACCUGAUACCUCCCCUUCCCGAAGGGAGUCUGACACCCGCGCCUCACUCCGCAAUUGACGACGGUCCCUCUUUCGAGAUUGAUGAGGACGUCAUCAGUGUUUUCGACGAUGCCGAAAUCGAGGAAAUUGUGGCCCCUGGUGACGCAACUGGCCCGGCUGAGGAGCCUACCUCUACAGCUGUCGCGGAGCGAGCUACUGAAGAUCUUGAAAACUCACCGAGAGCACGGGCACCUUCUACCGCCCCAACCACAACCACCGAUAACUCGAGACUCGCUAAAAUGCACGACUCGCACACUGAAGCGUCGCCGAUUGAUGACGCGGUCCUAACACCCCCGUCGCAUGGGCUCGCGGCCCCGAUGGAGAUUACUGAUGAGGAGGUCGAGGUGCUCGAGGUCCCGGCUCGCAUCAGUCGCCGGGAGUGGGAGCGCCUCAUUGAUAGCGCCCAGCGCCUGUCGGACGGCGAUGGGCUAUUCAAAAGAAAAGAGUCUGUGACUGCGCGCGAACUCGCACCUGCUGGCAUGGCUGUGAAGGUGAACCGCCACCUCGACAUGCACAUAAUCGAUCAGUACCACAAGCUGAUCAGCAAAGGCUCAUUUCUGAACCCAGCGAUUCAUCGCGAGGUUUUUGAGAUGUACAUGUCCAUGUUCACGGCCGUCGACGAACCGAACGCCCCGGCCAUCAAGGUCGUAAACCACAUCGACGGGGUCCCGCCAAACUUUGAAUUCCAAUACAGCAAUCAGAUGCUGUACAGCACAGAGGUUCCAGAACCCGAGCUCGGCCAGGGCUGUGGCUGUGAGGGGCCGUGCGAUCCGCUGUCAACGACGUGUCUUUGCGUCAAGCGUCAACAGCUGUACUUUUACAACCUUGAAGGUUACCAUGGAUUCCAAUACAACGAGGACGGUACUGUCAAAAACCACGAGUGUCCCAUCUGGGAGUGCGGCCCCAACUGCGGCUGCCCGCCCGAAUGCAUGAACCGCGUGAUCCAGCGCGGGCGCAGUAAGGAUACGGUUGUCGAAAUCUUCAAGACUCGGCAGAAGGGCUGGGGUGUGCGGGCUAAAAGUUUCAUCAAGAGGGGCACUUUCAUCGGGAUUUACUCUGGCGAGUUCGUGACUGAGGCUGAGACGGAGGUGCGCGGUCGUGUCUACGAGAAAGUUGGCCGGACGUACCUCUUCGACCUCGACGGCUACCACAUUUCACACCCUCCGGACGGCCUUGAAGACAUCGAUCCACGAGCUUACGAGCUCGCCAUGACCGUCAAGGACCGUGCGCAGAAAUGGAAGGCCAAGGAGUUGAUGGAGUUGGGCACAAUCUCGGACCCGUCCGAGGCGGUCGGCAUUGACGAUAAUGACUGCGACUUCUCCUAUUCGGCAUACUCAGUCGAUGCGUUUCACUUGGGGUUCACCCGAUAUAUUAACCACUCGUGCAAUCCAAACCUUGUUACCUCUCAGGCGUAUGUCACGGACGCACACCCCGAGCGCCCGCUGCUGGUGAUCUUUGCACGCUUCGACAUCCGCCCUGGUGAAGAAAUGUGUAUCUCGUACAAAGGGACUCCGGACGAGUCUGAGAUAGUCAUGGAAACGCCGCGGCGCGGCAGACGUGACAAGAACAAGACGAGCGUGCAGGCGUAUGUGAACCCCAGAGCUGUGGGACGCCCCAAUGGUGGACAGUGCAAGUGUGGCAUGCGUAACUGUGAUGGUAACAUGUUCCCAUCUUAG
Cutaneotrichosporon cavernicola is the source of this 3018-nucleotide messenger RNA. RefSeq lists its product as uncharacterized. The transcript is spliced from 9 exons. The coding region runs from base 1 to 3018 and encodes 1005 amino acids. Gene Ontology annotation, molecular function: histone methyltransferase activity; protein binding; zinc ion binding. Lineage: Eukaryota; Fungi; Basidiomycota; Tremellomycetes; Trichosporonales; Trichosporonaceae. Gene Ontology annotation, cellular component: nucleus. The record is from RefSeq and is a predicted model, not a curated record.